AUGGCAAAACGAAUAGUCGAUUUCGUGCCCGUCUUUCUGAGUCUUGUUGCAUUCAUUUUCGUACUACUCAUCCUCCUCGCAGGAAUCAACACCUCCUCCCUCAAACUCCCGUCCGUCCUCAGCAAUGCCGACCUAUUGAGGGAUAUCUCCACCCUGUCGGGUACAGACUUUAUCGGCGGAGACCUCAGCGCCUCCACCCUCGGUCUCGCAACCGAGUACACCAUCUCCCUGCUCACCUUUUGCGCCCGCACAUCCUCGGGCCCGUCAUGCUCCUCGCCGCAGAUCAAGUUCUGGUUCGACCCGGGCCAGCACCUGCGCCUCGACAGCACGUCCCUGAGACAGGAGUACCCCGGCGGCUACACGGCCGCGCUCUCGAGCUACCGCAACAUCGCGACCCGUUUCCUCCCCGGCGCCUUUGUCUUUUGUGCCCUGGGCGCAGGGCUCACCGCCAUCCUCUCCGCCCUGUCGGCCUUGGGCGUCGCGAGGGCCUCGACCGGCCGCGCGGCCGCCGUCCUUUCCGUCGUGGCCACCGUCGUGCUGCUGAUGGCCGCCGCGGCCGCCACGCACGUCUUCCGCGUCCUCGACGCCGAGUUCAGCAGCGGAUUCGGCGCGCGUGGGCUGUCAUCGUCGCUGGGCGCGGGCGGGCUCGCGCUCGCCUGGCUGGCGCUGCUGCUCAUGCUCGGCGCGGCGGUCGGGGCGUGCACGCGGCUGGGCGCGGUGGGCGCCGAGGAGCGCAGGGGCCGUGGCCUGCGGGCGCUGAACCUCGGGGUCGGGGAGAAGAGGGCCGCUGUCGUCAGUGCAGUCCCGUCCCGCAAGGGCGGGAUCCUGUCCCGCAUCCCCGGAUUGAACAGGCACACGUACGCCCAGGUCGAGGAGGAGCAGCAGCAGCGGCAGAUGAUGCUGGGCAGGGUCGGGUACGGUGGUGCGGCGCCCCGCGGUGCUGACGCCGACUGGAUGGCCGAGGAUGAGUAUUCUGCCGACCGGUACAGUGACCGUGGGCGAGCGCAUGACAUUGCCAUGAGGAGUCUCAGCUCUAGCCCGCCGGCGCGGACGGUAGCGAACAAGGCAUAUGAGCCGUAUGGAAGAGCUGGCUGA
Messenger RNA from Pyricularia pennisetigena, 1095 nucleotides. RefSeq lists its product as uncharacterized. Bases 1 to 1095 code for a protein of 364 amino acids. The record is from RefSeq and is a predicted model, not a curated record. The transcript has 2 exons. Gene Ontology annotation, cellular component: plasma membrane; cell cortex of cell tip. Gene Ontology annotation, biological process: fungal-type cell wall organization. Lineage: Eukaryota; Fungi; Ascomycota; Sordariomycetes; Magnaporthales; Pyriculariaceae.